AUGCUCCCCUCGCUGAAGGCUGCUUUAGUGCUCCUCUCCCUGCUGCAGCUCACUUCUUGCAGGCCGCUGGUGACCACCUCUGCCAAAGUAAAGCUGUCGGAGAUCACCUACCACAUCCACCAGUUCAACUCAGGAGUGCAGGUCCCCUGCAAUGACACCCGAGUGGCCCAGGUCCCCUUCACAGAUCAGACGCUGUCAGAGCAGGAGCGGCUGUGCCAGGCGGCCAUGGCACUCAUCAAAGUCACCAGAUGCAGGAAAGACUACGAGCCCCUCAUCAUCAACCUGCAGAGCCUGCAUGGCAAGAAGAACUGCUCCCUGAGCAACGAGAACGAGCUCUACCUGCGCAACUUCUUGCCGGAGCUGGGGAACUUCACGCAGGGGAUGUACAGGCGCCUGCCCACGGCAGCUGCACAAUUUAGAGCUUUCCGCUGUGUCUAUGGGAACGAGACCACCACCAGCAUCACUUUUAGGCACGGAGCCUCCCACCACCACCCAUCCCAGAGCCGUGGGGUGGCUCUGGGCAUCCCGGCAAGGAGCCGGGUCCCGUGGCCACCAUCCGCAGAGGCUACCGCCACCACGCAGGCCCGUACCCGGAGCGCGGUCGCUUAUCUGCUCCCCAUCGAGAGUGGCGCAGGUAUAGAUCACCAAAAUAUCCAGAAACUGCAAGCUCCAGGGGGUCGAUCCCAGCAGGCCAUGAGCAUCCCAGGCCCCAUCCUGCUCGCCUUCCUGGCGCUGUUGGUCUGCCAGGGCCACAGGGCUGCCCUGCUGCCCACCUCCAACUUGCUGAAGGAGAGCAUCAGGCGGCUGAGCACCCUCCUGGAGAUGAAGGUUUCCUGUGACAAGAUGAACGUGACCAAUGUUUUUGCAGGUGAUGAGAAAGCCAACGACACGGAGCUCCUGUGCAAAGCCACCAAAGUCACCUGGGAGAGCCGGAGCUGCCACAGGUACCUGGAGGACGUGUCCAUCAACCUGUUCCGCCUGGUCCACAGGAAGGGCGCAGGGAGCAUGGACUCAUGUCUCACGGCAACAGGGAACACUACAUCACUGAACAAUUUUCUGGUGGACUUACACAGAGUGCUCCAAAGAUUAGUAAAAGACCAGAGCUUGAAGUGA
Molecule: messenger RNA, 1113 nt
Organism: Mesitornis unicolor (brown roatelo)
Lineage: Eukaryota; Metazoa; Chordata; Aves; Mesitornithiformes; Mesitornithidae
Exons: 9
Coding region: 1-1113 (370 amino acids)
Biological process (GO): negative regulation of complement-dependent cytotoxicity; positive regulation of interleukin-13 production; positive regulation of cell population proliferation
Cellular component (GO): extracellular region
Molecular function (GO): growth factor activity; interleukin-4 receptor binding; cytokine activity
Source: RefSeq, a predicted model, not a curated record